AUGUACAAUCAAGGUCCAUCAAUUGGAAGAAUAGAGCCCAUCAACAUAGUCAACAGACCUCCGAUAGACCAGAAUGCAUCCGAGAAAUCAGGAAUACGACAAUUUCAUCCACCACCGUACCAGGAGUACCCUGCGUACCCUAAUGUGAGAUAUCUUCCUCCAGGGAGUUAUCCGGCACCAUACGGCUAUCCGGCCCAGCACUACAGAGCUCCAGGAGGCCCUCAGGCUCCCUAUCCAUCAGCGUAUCAUCAGGGACACCUUCCAGGUCAUCCCGGGAUCACCGUUCAGCCCACCGUGUUCACGACCCCCACGCCACCGAUCAAUCCAAAACCAGAUUACAUGUGUUACUCCGUCUUUACCCUGCUGUGCUGCUGUUUACCUCUGGGUGUUGCUGCUGUUGUCUAUUCGGCCGCUACUCGUGACGCUAACAGUUCCGGGCAGAGAGAAGCGGCCGAGAGAAGCUCCAGGACGGCCUUGAUCCUGAACAACACAGCUCUCGGCUUCGGCAUCACAGUUUAUGCGGUGGCCAUCCUAUGUUUUUUUCUUAUUAAUGCCAAUGUCUGGUAA
This is a messenger RNA of Triplophysa rosa, 567 nucleotides long. RefSeq names its product proline rich transmembrane protein 1B-like. The record is from RefSeq and is a predicted model, not a curated record. The coding region runs from base 1 to 567 and encodes 188 amino acids. The transcript has 2 exons. Lineage: Eukaryota; Metazoa; Chordata; Actinopteri; Cypriniformes; Nemacheilidae. Gene Ontology annotation, cellular component: membrane.